AGUACAAAAAAAGCAGUCUUGGAUAAAAGUCUGUGAUAACUGUGAUCGAGAAACGAUUGCAUCACUUACCUUCUGAUAGUCUUUUGCAAUAAAACGGCUUUGUAGUGUGUGCCAUCUUCCGUUAAAUCCGCACGAAAAGAGCGCUGAAGGAGUACAAUAAACUGAAGGUGUGCCGUGGUAUUCUUCGGGAAAGGCAGAAGACAGUUUAAACCAUGGCAAGCCAGGACUUGAUGGCGAAAAAAAGAGAAUGCCUCCAGGCUUACAGCUGGUGGAGAACGCCACAGAAGAAAAGGAAGAAAAAGAACAAAAUAAAACCCGGAAGAAUAGAAUUUGUCCCUAGUAGUACUUCAGCAAGACCGGAUUAUUCGAUAUUUGUUGGGGAGCUUACUCCAGAAGUGGAUGAUUUCCAGCUCUAUGACUAUUUCCUAAAGAGGUACCCCUCAUGUAUUGACUGCAAAAUAGCAACAGACCUGCUGGGAUAUUCCAGAGGGUAUGCCUUUGUCAGAUUUGGUGAGCAAGGUGAUCAGAUGAGGGCACUGCAAGACUGCCAGAAUGCACCAGGUCUGGGGGGAAAACGAAUCCGGCUGAGCAUAGGAAUUUCUAAAAGACUGAAAGCAGAAUUCCAGCGGUACCAGUCGUACAACUAUAAUGAUUAUUACCAAGAUUAUCAGAACUACUACUCACAGUGGGGUUAUGAUCCUUAUACUGAUUACAACUACAGCUCCUAUGCUCCCUAUGAUAGCAUGCAAGCUGUUGGAGACUGCUCUUUAGGAGAUGCUGUUAUGGCUCCAGCUGUUUUUGAGGAAACUGCAGCUAUGACUGAAAUCAGUGAUGACCUAAUAACUGAAGAUCCACAGCUUUACUUCGAUGUUGAUGAAAUGAACAGACAAUUUAUGGAGACAAGUGAAGAACUCUAUGAUUCCCUCAUGAAUUGUCACUGGCAACCUCUGGAUACGGUCACUUCUGACAUCCCCCCCGCUAUUUAAGUGUCUUAUAUAGCAUGACCGUUAUGACCAAGGUGCUAAAAUUACAUUUCUUCUACAUUACUCUAGAUCAUAAGUUUUAAAGCACAAUGAUAGGUUGGGUUUUUUUGCUAUGCUUUUGACAGUUUCUGUAAUUUUUUUUUUGUUCAUCACUCUACUCUUGGAGCAUCUUGAAAUCAUGUAAAUAUUCUAGAAAUGUAAAGAGUUCAAUGGGGUCUAAAGAUAGACUUGCCUGUGUAAAUAAAAUUUUGUUUCUGCAAACCUGCCAGCAAGGGAUUUUACUUACAUAUGUGAAGCACAUUCUCUUCUGGCUUGUGGAAUUUAGCUGGAGGCAGUAGGAGUAUGUCACCUGUCUUUUGGUAUGGUCAUCAAGAUGCUAGCAAAAACUAGCUCUCGACGAUUUCCAAGUUACUUAGGCAAUCUUCUCACAGGCUCUUAACACGCUUGCUUAGAUUAUAUGCGUGUUUGGGAGACACUCCCAGGGUUUGCUAUGGGAGCCCUUGGACCCACUUUCUCCUGCAGUCUGCUGGCACCAACUUCACUACUGUUGAUCUGUUAGGUCAGUUAAAAUUGCUUUAUCAAUGUGGUAUUUUAAACAUACAGAAGGGCAAACUUUCAGCUGCCAUAGCUGCGAACAUUCCAAAGACUGAGAAUGAUCCCUACUGACAAUUUUAUCCCUGCCCUCAGUGUUAGUCUUCUCCACUGACACUUUACAGCAAAAAAAAAAAAGGUGUAACAUAAUACAUGUCCCUAAAACUGAAAAUCCUUGGAGAAAAUUAACUUUCUGGUUUAAAGGAGGAAAAAUAACCCAUUGGGAAUAAAAAGCUAUCCUAGUAACAACUCUUCAGCUAAGUUGCACCCUAUCUUAAACAUGUCUGAUCUGUUCAGUCUUCGUGCUCAGGUGUUUUAUAGUGAUGAGGUUAUAAAAUUUUAGUAGGGUGACAGUUUUCAGUAUUCAAGUCAAAGGAGAUUAGGGGAGAGAGCAAUGAGGAAAGCUCUGCUUUUAAGCUAGCAACUUCUGAGCAGCUUCCUCUAAACUGUUCCUGUCUUGAAGGGUAUAAAGUAUUUUCCAGUCACAGGGACUACUUAAGGCCCUGUGUAUGCCUAAGUAUUUACUACUUGUUUCUGGCCUUAUUUUAAUAAGAAGACUCUUCCAAAAAAAAAAAAAAGUAGCAGAAAUUAUCAUAGCUAAUAAUGUGGAAGCUACUAAAGCUAGUCAAGACACUUCAGUACUGCCAUGUGAGUUUUGGGGGUAGUCUAAACCAUAAUUGUUGUGAUGGCAGAUAGGAAUAAAGUUCUCUGGCUUUUUUUAUGACUUAAUGUAAUUAAAGUGGUGGUCAUAACCUAUAUGCUGUUCUUAAAUGUAAAACAAAUACUGUAUUGCAGAGUGAUGACUCAGCGCUGGCAGGUCAUUUCUAGCUGCUGACCCAUCUUUUCCCUUCACAGUUUAAUUUUGGCUAGGAAUAUUUGCAAAGUCCUGCCCAUGAAAUGCAAAUGUUCUACAACAGAAGAGGCUUUUGGAGUACUAUAGGAAGUUCAUUCUUCCUGGAUUUUGUGCAUGUAUAUGGGUAGGAGGAGGCAGAAAGCAAAAAAACCUCAUCUAGGCAGGGGGAGUAGCAUCACAGUUUAGCAACUGUUUUCCUGCUUUGGAGAGAAAUAGUUGCAAGGUAGCUGGGAACAUGGAUUUCUUGGGUGCAUGUUUCCCUUUGUGUGAACUGGUGAGUCUUUGUAGGGUGAUGGUAGGGGGAUUAUUAAGGAGAAUGUGACUGGAAGUGGAAUAAAGGAAAGAGAGCAUGUGAGUGGGAAAGGGGGUGCUUGUGUGCAUGUAUAGAAUUGUUUCAGGGGACUGCAGUAGGGAGGAAACUCAAGAUGCUAGAUGCAGGCCCCUGGAGUUUGGAUGGGAGUGUUAAAGCUUCAGAACUGUGCAGGAUUUAAUGCCGCUUCAGCUGCAGUGCAUGGCUGUGGCGCUUGAGCUAUAACUGCUCUGCUGAGUGAAGGAUUUUGUAUCUAGCUAGUACCAUCACCGUGAGCAGCAAGGCAGCUUCCAGGUCUGCGCCUGGGUUAUGUCCUGCUUUGAAGUGGCUUGUGUAGCAUCACCUAGCACCUUACUGAAGUUGCAGCAAGAAAUUUGUGGAACCCUUUUAUUGCGUUAUCAGUUAAAAAUGCAAUGCUAAGGAUGUGUGUUGGCUCAGCAGAAAUACUAUGGAGUAUCUGUGCUGAUUUUUGGCAUUUGGAGGUUAAUCUAUGUGUAAACUGUGUAGUGAGAGGCCCACGUAGCUAUGUGGUUUCACUUAGCCUGACACUGUAUCACCACAGUUCACAAACCUCAAAAAAGUCACAGUCUGUGACCACCCCAUUUACGCAGAUUUUACUGGUAACAGGGUCUCUACACCGUUGCAGCCCGUGUGAUGCUGUUCUAAAAUAGCUCUCCGACCUCCUUCUCCCUCCUGAGCCUAUUCCUCUUCCCAGUUAGGAGUGUGUGCAUGGGAUCAGGGUCGUGUGCCCAGUGCACGGUCUUUACUGUGAAGGCAUACUGAGUGCAAAAUUUCUCCCUGUAUUGGCGUGUUACUCGUGAACCCCAAAUACGGGAGAAAGUGAGUGCAUCAGAGCUGUUAGAAUGCAUUGCUGAGGCUUUUUACCAAGUAAAUUCAGAGCUGUUCUACGAGGACCAGCCUGCAUCAGCUGGCUUACACAAAGAGCUGAAAGCAUCGUGCAGGUGCCUGCCAUCAUUUCUACAAAGAUCUGAUUGCAGUGAGAGCAUUUAAGAGGGGUGUGUGUGUGUGUGUACGUGACGUAGAAGCAACUUUUUCAACACCAUGCUAUUUCACUUCUUCCAGUUGUGCUUUGUCUCUGUGUUACCCAGCUGAAAUGUAGGUUUUCUUCAUUUAAGAUUGAUGAAGGGUUUUUUUGCAAGAAUACCCAGUGUUGGGUUUAUGAACUCUUCAUUGCACCGAGCUGCAAUAGAUAGUGCCUUUACUCAAAACCCACUAAUUUCUUCAAGAAAAGUAGUGUUUUGGUUUUCUAUCACUUCUCUGAACUUUAGCACGAUGGUUUGAGGGGUUACUAAUCCUACAGUCAGUG
This is a messenger RNA of Egretta garzetta (little egret), 4064 nucleotides long. RefSeq names its product tRNA selenocysteine 1-associated protein 1. Lineage: Eukaryota; Metazoa; Chordata; Aves; Pelecaniformes; Ardeidae. The record is from RefSeq and is a predicted model, not a curated record. The transcript is spliced from 8 exons. Gene Ontology annotation, molecular function: RNA binding. Bases 213 to 986 code for a protein of 257 amino acids.